AUUAUUCUUUAAAUGUGUUAUAUGUAAACAAUAUAAUGCAAUUAAAGUAUAAUACAAUUAAAUCGAUCAAGUUUUUAACAAGUUUCUUUGCAUAAUAAACAUAAAUAGAACGAAACAUGAAAAUUAAACAGAGUGGUUAUUGUGUGGUAAUUGUUGCUACCUUGGCAAUUAUUGUUACCGGAGUAUCUGUGAAGGCACCUGAAUGUCCAUCCUCAGGCAUCGUCAUAUUGCCUCAUCCGAAGGAAUAUAAUCUGCAUUACAUUUGUCAGGAUGGUAAAAGCACAAUUUACAAGUGGCCCGAUGGUCUGCAUUUCAAUAGCACUAUUAAGCAAUGGGACUCGCUGCCUGCAGGACGUUUCCCCAGAAUGAACCCAGAGAUUGAAUCAGAUAUAUCUGAGGAAAAGGCUGAUAAUUCUAAUUGCAUCGGUACAUGUCCAAUUUUGGAUUCUAACGAUAAAACGAUACUUCUGCCGUACAGAGAUGACUGUAACAAAUUUUGCUCAUGCAGCAACGGCACGCCUAUCGUUUUGUCCUGCCCACCCGGCUUACAUUUCCACGAAGCGGAGCAAAUCUGCAACUGGCCAUGGAUAGCCGAUUGCCCAUGGUAGAGAAACAAGGGAAAGAAAAUUUGGAUUAAAGUAAAAAGAAGAAAAAGUGAAUUGCAGUUUUGCAAUUUCUCCAUUUUUAUCGCUUAUUCGUACAUUGGAAGAGAUGGAAGAAACAAUGGUGAUUUGGACAAACACACACCUCUUCUUUAAUUUCUUAUUGUGGACAAUAAAAAAUUUAGCAAAAUAAAUUGAAAUUCAUAUAACACA
This is a messenger RNA of Acromyrmex echinatior (Panamanian leafcutter ant), 815 nucleotides long. RefSeq names its product peritrophin-1. Gene Ontology annotation, cellular component: extracellular region. Gene Ontology annotation, molecular function: chitin binding. Lineage: Eukaryota; Metazoa; Arthropoda; Insecta; Hymenoptera; Formicidae. The record is from RefSeq and is a predicted model, not a curated record.